Ipomoea nil (Japanese morning glory) is the source of this 2226-nucleotide messenger RNA. Its product is annotated as pentatricopeptide repeat-containing protein At4g33990-like. NCBI's taxonomy places the organism in Eukaryota, Viridiplantae, Streptophyta, Magnoliopsida, Solanales, Convolvulaceae. The transcript has a single exon. The record is from RefSeq and is a predicted model, not a curated record. Gene Ontology annotation, biological process: RNA modification. The coding region runs from base 176 to 2104 and encodes 642 amino acids. Gene Ontology annotation, molecular function: RNA binding; protein binding.
AAAAAGUAUAAAUAGUUCUCCUGUUAAAAACCCUACUGUCAACGUAACAAGAUUCAAGCUUUUCAUAUUGCAAUUGCUGCAGAACUCAAAUUCGCGCACCCACUUUCUCCGCAGUGUGUGCGUUUAUCUACAACGUUUCGGAGCAGAGAAACCCUAAUUGGUUCCGGGUUGUGACAUGCGCCCAGUUUUUCAAAAUGCCCACAAGCUGUUUGUAAGAUUUCCCAAACGAAAUUUCUCAGCCAGAACCUCAACAUACAAUGUAACUCGGAGCUCGCAUUUGCAAGAUCAAGUCCAUUGUAUUUGUGGGAAUGAAGACGAUAACGUAGUGUCAUGGACAUUGAUGAUUUCAAAUUUCGUUAAGAGAAACCAGCCCCAGAAGGCCAUUGAGCUUUUCAAGAGAAUGCUUACAAGCAAUCUAAAGCCCAACUAUGUGACAGUUCUAAGCUCCAUUCGAGCAUCUUCAUAUAUGGACUCAGACAAUUUGACAAUGGGGAUUCACUGUUUUGCUAUAAAAAUGGGAUUUGAAUUGGAAAUGCCGAUUAUAACAGCUCUUCUUGGUUUUUAUUCUGUUUGGGACAUGGAAGCUGCGUGGAAGUUGUUUCUACAGGCACCAGAGAAAGAUGCAAUUAUGUGGAGUGCAAUGAUUUCAGCUUUUGUGAAGAUUGGAGAGUAUAUUUUGGCCAUUGACCUUUUUAAAGAAAUGCAAUUCUGUGGUGUUCUACUAAAUUAUGUUACCAUUUUGAUUAUUAUGCAGGCUUGUGCAAAUCUUGGCAAUUUGAGAAUUGGGAGAGAACUUCAUGGUUUUUCCAUUAAAAGAUCAUUCACUUCCCAUCUCAAUAUUCAGAAUUCGCUUGUGGAUAUGUACACCAAGUGUGGGAGUUUGAAAGAGGCAAUUUAUGUUUUUCGACACAUAGAACAGAAGGAUCUUGUUUCUUGGAAAAAUAUUAUUCUUGGGUGCGUAAAAAAUCACUGCCAUAGAAAAGCUUUGAUAUUUUUCCAUGAGAUGCAGUUUUGUUGCUUUGACAUAGAUGAAACUAUCAUAACGGAAGUGAUUGGAGCGUCCUCCAAAUUGAAUGAGACAAAAGCUGGACUGGGAAUUCAUUGCUUUGCACUAAAGUCGGGAUUUUUGAAAUGUAUUCCUGUCGUGACUGCACUUCUUCAAAUGUAUGCUAACUUUGGUAAUAUUGAAUCAUCAAGGAUUUUAUUUGAUUCUCUCAGCCAAAAAGAUAUCAUUGCUUGGAGUGCAAUGAUCUCAGCUUAUGCCCAGAGCGAGCAACCCAGUAAUGCUCUGGCUGUAUUUAGACGGAUGCAAUUGGAGCAUGGGAAGCCUAAUGAAUUUGCUUUUCAUAGUUUACUACAGGCUUGUUCUUCAAUGGCAGCACAAGAUGUUGGAGAAACUAUACAUACACAAGUUAUGAAACUUGGUUAUACAUCUAAUGCAUUUUUAGCAUCUGGACUAAUUGAUAUGUAUUGUAAAUUUGGAAGAAUACACCAGGGGAAAACCAUUUUUGAUGAAAAUCCUGACAAAGAUCUCAUAUGUUGGAGUUCGAUGAUCAAUGGUUAUGGGAUGAAUGGUCAUGGAAAUGAGGCUCUUGAGUGUUUCUUGGACAUGUUGUCUCAUGGGAUACAGCCAAAUGAUGUUGUUUUCAUAUCUGUCCUGUCUGCUUGUAGUCACUGUGGCCUUGAAUACGAGGGUUGGAACUGGUUCCACGCAAUGGAAGAGAAAUAUGAUAUUACUCCGAAACUUGCACACUAUGCUUGUAUGGUGGACAUGCUUAGCCGUCAAGGGAACGUAGAAGAAGCUCUCGAGUUUGUGAAUAAAAUGCCCAUUGAGCCAGAUAAGCGGAUAUGGGGAGCUCUGCUUGCUGGAUGUAGAAAAACUCAUGGAUCGAGUGAAAUUUCUGAACUAGUUGCCAAACAGCUUAUUUCUUUGGACCCAACAAACGCGAGCUAUUAUGUCAUUCUAUCAAACUUAUAUGCGGAUCAGGGCAGAUGGGAUGAGGUAGAAAAGUUGAGGCAACUGAUGGAUGGAAAGAAGAGAAAGAAAGGGAUGGGUUAUAGUGUCGUCGAAGUCAAUAACUCGAUGCAUAGAAUGGAAUUCUAAUGAAGAUCAGAGCAGGAAUAUAUUCAGCAUUCUCGUGUCAUUAUUGAUGUUCUUCACAGAUCAAUUGCCCAUUCCAGCUCCUAGCUAAGUGCGCCAAGACCAGGAAUAUAUUCUAUUGUGCA